This is a messenger RNA of Physella acuta, 794 nucleotides long. RefSeq lists its product as uncharacterized. Lineage: Eukaryota; Metazoa; Mollusca; Gastropoda; Physidae. The record is from RefSeq and is a predicted model, not a curated record.
UUCAUGAGACUGUGUUAGAUAUAUGAAUAAAUUAUGAAUAUAAUUAGAGACAGUUAUUAAAAAAUGCAAUAUAAAAAGGGAACAGUAGAACAGAACAUCAUCUGCUACACACAGAGCUUCUACAACUCUUCGGACCAACUAUCAAAGAUGCGUUUGAUUUACCUGACGGUGCUUUUGGUAGCAUUUGCUCUGGCAAAUGGAGCCACUGACAAACUACAAAGAAAAGAUCUUCUUGGUGGUCUUCUUGGCGGCGAUGGUCUUCUAGGAGAUGAUGGUCUCGUCAAUGAUCUUCUAGGGGGUGAUGGUCUUCUUGGUGGUCUUCUAGGAGAUGAUGGUAUUCUUGGUGGUCUGCUCGAUAGUAUUCUAGGUCCCAAUGGUCUGGUGGGCUCUUUACUCGGUAAAGUUUUUGGCCCCGAUGUAGUUGGAAGUCUUUUAAGCGAUGCAGGCAUCAACUCGCUUUUACAGUCGGUAGAUAAAAUUGUCCAAACUGUGUUCAACGUUGUAGAUGAAUUACUGAAAGACGUGUUGGCAGCACUUCAAGGCGUCAUCCCAUCCAACACCAGCGAGGUCAUCAAGAAAUUUGACACCAUUGCCUGCAAUAAACUGUGCCCAGUAUGUCAAGCCCUCCCACAAGUUGAGCUCCGACCAGUUUGUACUAACUACUGCAAGAGCACCUGUCGUUGGCUGUUUGGGUAAAUAAGGCAGAGAAAAUGAAAUAUGGAUGUUGCCAUGGAAACAUGUGUUAAGCUCCUAAUUCACUUUGUCUCCAAAUAAAAUAUUCUUUGGGUAAAAAA